AUGACAAGUAACAAGAUAAGAUUCAUGAUAAUGAAUGUGAUCGAACUCCGACAGAGCCGAUGGAUCCCACGGAAAGGAACCGAUCAAGGUCCGAAGAAAUUGGCUGAAAUUCACAACGAAAUUAAGCGCGAACAGAUGGAGAAUCAAAUUCAGAGAGAUCAGUACGACCGCAAACUACGAACAGGUGGUAGCACGUCACAGCAUGGCCGUAACCCGCCGCCACCACGAAAUUCUCUUGAUAACCGAUUUGGCAGCGGUCCUAAAGGUGGCGACAGACGAUCCAUUGCUGCAUCGAAAGCAAAACAGACACCGUCCAGUGUACAGCCCAAGAGCGUUAGCUUGUUGCUGAAGGGAGACAACUCUCUCGGAGGUUCAAACAGAAAAACGUGGCACCAAGGAUCUGGAGGUGGUGGAAACAACGCAACCACUGAAGCAGCCAAGGCCGGUUGGCAAAAACCAGGACGUGACGAGAUUCCUCGAAAGAAUUCCUCCGUUGACGAGCGAGCGGCAUCGUUUGCUGCUACGAAGUCGGGCAGUAUAGGCAAACCCGAAACAACACCGGAACCUGAUUUGGAAGAGAUGAAAGCUAUGCGUGAGGAUUUGUAUAAGAAGAUUGGUAAGGAGAUAGCUGGUCUUCUUGAGACUUACGACGAAGGUGACAUGAAACUGGAAGAGUGUGUAAGCGAUAUAUUUAAAAUGGUCGAUGCUGAGGCAUACGGACGUCCAAGUGUGAAUGAAGUGUUUUCACGGUUCACGGAAUACGCUGUAGAAAAGGUUCGCAAACCUCUGCUCCCGAAACUUGGACAUAUGCUUUGUUUAGCACUCCAGAACCCAGACACGAAAGCGGAAGCUCUGGCUGGAAUGGCGAAGUAUUGCUCACUGGCGGUUGAAUGUGAGAUGUGGAUGGACAUACCAGAUAUUUGGAGCAAGCUGGCCGAGUUAUUGGUGAAUGCUGUCUACAGCGACCAAAAUUUAAUACCUGGACCGCGGCCGUCUUUCAAGGACUUCACCAAUGUGUUUAUAGAAGCAGCCAAAGAUGAGCGUAAACCGUAUGAGUUGUUAGUCCUGUCGCUCAAACGCAUGGCGGAGAUGAACGCGAAAGUAGAUUCUCAAGAUCACGCCACGAUGUCUUCGUUUGUUUAUUCCGCAGAAUUACCAUUCCUUCAAGAAAUUGACCGAGAGCGAUUGGAAAAUGCAUUGCGGGCGUGCCGACCCGAUGUGCCUGGAUUUGAUGACUUAUACGCGGUUUUACAUCAUCAUUAA
Molecule: messenger RNA, 1263 nt
Organism: Cooperia oncophora
Lineage: Eukaryota; Metazoa; Nematoda; Chromadorea; Rhabditida; Trichostrongylidae
Source: the annotation of a GenBank genome assembly